This is a messenger RNA of Durusdinium trenchii, 1053 nucleotides long. The record is from the annotation of a GenBank genome assembly. NCBI's taxonomy places the organism in Eukaryota, Dinophyceae, Suessiales, Symbiodiniaceae.
AUGGCGGGCAACUCGCCUACUUCCCCUUUGCCUGGUGUGACCAGGGGUGGGAGGGCUGCCCCGAUUGGCAGCUUGAAUAGCAUCACUAUUCAUUCCCCUAUAGGCAGCCUCAGCUCCGUGAACGGUGGUGUCAUCAACAGCGGGCACUUCAAAGCCACACCUCAAGGCCAGCGCCGCCGCUGGUGCGACUACACACCUACGGAAGUGUGGCCAGCAACCCCAAGCCCAGCUGGUCACGAGGGAAUGUGCGGCUUCGGCGUGCCAACCACUAUGCCAGCACCAGCAGCACCAGCAGUUGCCACGUCUCCUUCAGCAGCCUUAGGUGCCACUUAUUCUGGAUUCCCAGCUGUGGCACAACCAGCCCAACCUGCGCAGCCAGCGCAACCAGGUGUGGCUUCUGGGCAGGUGCCCGCUGCCAUGCCAGCAGGCAUUCCUGUGCCCAUGCAAGGCCUGCCAGGCAUGCUGCCCAUGCCCGUGACCGCAGCAGCAGGAGGCGGUGCGCAAGGAAACCUUCCUGAAGGAGCACAAAUGGUGUUUAUGCAGGUGCCUGGGCAACAAGGAGCCCAAGGCUUUUUUCAGCUGCCUGUGCAGCAACCUGGAGCGCCGCAGGCACAGGUGGUUUUCAUGCCUGCUGCUGCGGCGGCAGCCUCAGCUGCACCUGCUCCUGUGGCAGAGAGCCCACAACGACCUGCUCCAGAAGCAGGCCUUGUGAGUGACACCAAUGCGCUACAACAUGCUGCCGGAAGGCAACUCUUUAAUGAAGCCAUGGAUCCUGCUACCCUCGAUGGUGCUAAUCCGAACAUAGCCUCCAAAGGCUCAGCGCUACAUGGCACUGGAAGGUGCAGUCCCUGUGCAUGGUUCUGGAAAGCCAGAGGUUGCAAUAGCGGCUACGACUGCACCUACUGCCAUAUGUGCCCAGAAGGUGAGCUGAAAGCCAGGAAGAAGGCCAAAGUUCAAGCCAUCAGGAUGGGUGUCUUGGAGCCUGCAGGCAAGGCUGGAACAAAUGCCCAAGUCCACAAUCGUGGUGCUUUGAAGCUUAACCAAUUGAUCUGA